Siniperca chuatsi (mandarin fish) is the source of this 1450-nucleotide messenger RNA. RefSeq names its product musculin (gene msc). The record is from RefSeq and is a predicted model, not a curated record. Gene Ontology annotation, biological process: regulation of transcription by RNA polymerase II; skeletal muscle tissue development. Bases 278 to 784 code for a protein of 168 amino acids. NCBI's taxonomy places the organism in Eukaryota, Metazoa, Chordata, Actinopteri, Centrarchiformes, Sinipercidae. Gene Ontology annotation, molecular function: protein dimerization activity; RNA polymerase II transcription regulatory region sequence-specific DNA binding; DNA-binding transcription factor activity, RNA polymerase II-specific. The transcript has 2 exons.
UAAGCAAGGAGGCAUGUUUCAGUUUGAGAGAGAGCUGCAAUUUUCAGACUUGACCUCAAGUAGUUGGUACUGUAGCAUUGUCAAGUCGUGACAUUUCAGGGCUUCGGGGCAAAAUAAGUCGUAGGGUUACCAAAUGGGAAUUUAAAAGUGGUGAUAGUCUGCUGACUUCCAAUCUCGUGUUAUUUACUAAAAUAUCAAGCUGAGAACCUAGAUCUUCAGUCACUGCUGUCCCCAAAGCGCCCCUCGUGUCCGCCUCCAAGGCACAGGUGGAGGAGCCAUGCCCACUGGUUCUGCUGCAAGUGAUGCUGAGGACUAUGAGACAUGUCACAGAAGGAGUGCCACCGCUUUGGAGAGGACCGCACGGAAGAUUACCUGCUAUAAUCCCAAUCAGUAUUCGGAUGAGGAGUUGGAAGAUGACGGUGUGGAGGGGAGCAUGGAGCAUGAGCGCAAACUCUCCAAGGCGCACCAGAGGGAAGCGCGGCAGUCGCAGAGAAACGCGGCCAACGCCAGGGAGAGGGCGCGGAUGAGAGUGCUGAGCAAAGCUUUCUCCAGACUAAAAACCAGCCUGCCCUGGGUACCAGCGGACACCAAAUUGUCUAAAUUGGACACGCUUCGACUCGCCUCGAGCUACAUCUCUCACCUGAGACAGCUUCUGCAGGAUGACCGAUACGAGAACCGCUUUGCUCACCCAGUCAAUCUGACCUGGCCAUUUAUGAUGACAGGGCGAUCAGAGGACAGCCAAGACAUCUCAUCCACUGUAAGACUAUGUGGAGCAACAGCAUAGGACUCCCUUCUUGAAACACCAGCUUUGGUUCUUGUAGAGCGUGCAGAAGACAUAAAAGGCUGACCCCUCCUGUCCAGUGCCCAUCUUUGGAAAAGUGUCAGCAUAAUAGUGGCUCCAUGUGGCACCAUGAAUUGUGUAUUUCAGAGCAUGUCAGUUAGAACAAUAACAGUACUCCAAGUUUGUUUUCAGAUAUAUUUUCUUGUGUGCAUGUUUGCUGUAAUUAGUGUUAUGGCAUGUUUACACUGUGUGUAAGCUCAUUUAUAUUGGAUUUAAACUCUGGAUUUGGAUUUUACAAACUUCAGUCCCACUGCUUGUGUUGUCAUUUUAUUGACUAUUGGACAGUGUUACAUAUAUUAUGGUUGAUCACAAAACCUUACUGAUGUACAAUACAGUUUGGGGAGCUCUGCCUGUAUACAGCAGCCGUCUGUCUAGUAUUCUUAUCUGUAUAGAUUCGGGUGCUUUUGACAGGUCUUAGAGUGCAUUUCACAAACUCACCUCACAACUCAAAAUGAUGUCUGUUUUGCUGCUUUGACUAGACUAUAUUGCAAUCGCCAAGCUAAAAUGUGCCGCAAGCAGAUAUUGUAGAUCAGCAGUAUUUAUUGUGUUUGUGAUAUGUUUGUCCUUUAAUAUGUUUGCAUUUCAGAUAAAAAAAAGUUUUACUAAUAA